CGCGGCGCGGCUGGCGCUGCGCUCCGCCCCGGCUGCAUUGCUGCGCUCCCGGUGCCCAGGGGAGCCACGCGCCGCGUGCGCCCAGCAGCCGGCCGCCCGGAGGCAGCGCAGUCCGCUGGCAUGGGCCCCGGGGGCGCCCCGCGGAGGGGCUCCGGGCUGAGGCGCUGAAAGCCUCUCUCCCGCCCGCGGGGCCCCGCGUCCAGCUCUCCCGCCUGCCCGCGGCCAUGGCCGUCCGGCCCGGCCUGUGGCCAGCACUCCUGGGCAUAGUCCUCGCCGCCUGGUUCCGCGGUUCGGGUGCCCAGCAGAGCGCCACGGUGGCCAAUCCAGUUCCCGGAGCAAACCCAGACCUGCUUCCCCACUUCCUGGUGGAGCCCGAGGACGUGUACAUUGUCAAGAACAAGCCGGUGCUGCUGGUGUGCAAGGCUGUGCCCGCCACUCAGAUCUUCUUCAAGUGCAAUGGGGAGUGGGUGCGCCAGGUGGACCAUGUGAUCGAGCGUAGCACGGAUGGGAGCAGUGGGCUGCCGGCCAUGGAGGUACGCAUCAAUGUCUCCAGGCAGCAGGUGGAGAAGGUGUUCGGGCUGGAGGAGUACUGGUGCCAGUGUGUGGCGUGGAGCUCCUCGGGCACCACUAAGAGUCAGAAGGCCUACAUUCGCAUCGCCUACUUGCGCAAGAACUUCGAGCAAGAGCCGCUGGCCAGGGAGGUGUCCCUGGAGCAAGGCAUUGUGCUGCCCUGCCGCCCACCGGAGGGCAUUCCCCCAGCUGAGGUGGAGUGGCUCAGGAAUGAGGACCUGGUGGACCCCUCGCUGGACCCCAACGUGUACAUCACGCGAGAGCACAGCCUGGUGGUGCGGCAGGCCCGCCUGGCUGACACAGCCAACUACACCUGUGUGGCUAAGAACAUUGUAGCUCGUCGUCGCAGUGCCUCAGCGGCUGUCAUCGUGUACGUGAACGGUGGGUGGUCGACGUGGACCGAGUGGUCCGUCUGCAGUGCCAGCUGUGGGCGUGGCUGGCAGAAACGGAGCCGGAGCUGCACCAACCCGGCGCCUCUCAACGGGGGCGCCUUCUGUGAGGGGCAGAAUGUCCAGAAAACAGCCUGCGCCACCCUGUGCCCAGUGGAUGGCAGCUGGAGCCCGUGGAGCAAAUGGUCAGCCUGUGGGCUCGACUGCACUCACUGGCGGAGCCGCGAGUGCUCUGAGCCAGCACCCCGCAACGGAGGUGAGGAGUGCCAAGGAGCUGACCUGGAUACCCGCAACUGUACCAGCGACCUCUGCGUGCACACUGCUUCUGGCCCUGAGGAUGUGGCCCUGUACGUGGGCCUCAUUGCUGUGGCUGUGUGCCUCGUCUUGCUGCUGCUUGUCCUCAUCCUUGUAUAUUGUCGUAAGAAGGAGGGGCUGGACUCGGACGUGGCUGACUCAUCCAUCCUCACCUCAGGCUUCCAGCCCGUCAGCAUCAAGCCCAGCAAAGCAGACAAUCCCCACCUGCUCACUAUCCAGCCAGACCUCAGUACCACCACCACCACCUACCAGGGCAGCCUGUGUCCCCGGCAGGAUGGGCCCAGCCCCAAGUUCCAGCUCACCAACGGGCACCUGCUCAGCCCACUGGGUGGUGACCGACACACGCUGCACCACAGUUCACCCACCUCUGAGGCUGAGGACUUCGUCUCCCGCCUCUCCACCCAAAACUACUUUCGUUCCCUGCCCCGAGGCACCAGCAACAUGACCUACGGGACCUUCAACUUCCUCGGGGGGCGGCUGAUGAUCCCUAACACGGGAAUUAGCCUCCUCAUCCCUCCGGAUGCCAUCCCCCGAGGGAAGAUCUACGAGAUCUACCUCACGCUGCACAAGCCAGAGGACGUGAGGUUGCCCCUAGCCGGCUGUCAGACCCUGCUGAGUCCCAUCGUUAGCUGUGGGCCCCCAGGAGUCCUGCUCACCCGGCCAGUCAUCCUCUCCAUGGACCACUGUGGGGAACCCAGCCCCGACAGCUGGAGCCUGCGCCUCAAAAAGCAGUCAUGCGAGGGCAGCUGGGAGGAUGUUCUGCACCUGGGUGAGGAGGCACCUUCCCACCUCUACUAUUGCCAGCUGGAAGCCGGCGCCUGCUAUGUCUUCACUGAGCAGCUGGGCCGCUUUGCCCUGGUAGGAGAGGCCCUCAGUGUGACCGCCGCCAAGCGCCUCAGGCUGCUUCUGUUUGCCCCUGUGGCCUGCACCUCCCUAGAGUACAACAUCCGGGUCUACUGCCUGCAUGACACCCACGAUGCACUCAAGGAAGUGGUGCAGCUGGAGAAGCAGCUUGGUGGACAGCUGAUCCAGGAGCCCCGUGUCCUGCACUUCAAGGACAGUUACCACAACCUGCGCCUGUCCAUCCACGAUGUGCCCAGCUCGCUGUGGAAGAGUAAGCUUCUCGUCAGCUACCAGGAGAUCCCCUUCUAUCACAUCUGGAAUGGUACGCAGCAGUACCUGCACUGCACUUUCACCUUGGAGCGCGUCAGCCCCAGCACCAGUGACCUGGCCUGCAAGGUGUGGGUGUGGCAGGUGGAGGGCGAUGGGCAGAGCUUCAAUAUCAACUUCAAUAUAACCAAGGACACGAGGUUUGCUGAAAUGCUGGCUCUGGAGAGUGAAGGGGGGGUCCCAGCUCUGGUGGGCCCCAGUGCCUUCAAGAUCCCUUUCCUCAUUCGGCAGAAGAUCAUUACCAGCCUAGACCCUCCCUGCAGCCGGGGUGCUGACUGGCGGACUCUAGCCCAGAAACUCCACCUGGACAGCCAUCUCAGCUUCUUUGCCUCCAAGCCCAGCCCCACAGCCAUGAUCCUCAACCUGUGGGAGGCACGGCACUUCCCCAAUGGCAACCUCAGCCAGCUGGCAGCGGCAGUGGCCGGAUUAGGUCAGCCAGACGCUGGCCUCUUCACAGUGUCAGAAGCCGAGUGCUGAGGUCCACCAGGCCUGUAAACGCCUACACUCUCACCAGCUUUGGCACCUGCCAGGGACAGGCAGAAGCCGGACAGGGGCCCUAUCCCCACACUGGGGAGAGCUGCUUGGACAGGCCCCUCCUGGCCCACAUUGUCCCUUAAUGCUGGCCCUUCAGACUCUGCCCGAACACUCAUCCUUCCAUGGCCUGCCUGGCCUGGCAGGCACAGCUACCUGCUUACACUCUGCCCUGGCCCCAGGGCCCAGGGUGGACAGUGCCUGGAGUCCAGGCCAGGCCCAGCCCAUCUGUGUGUGCGUACGUGCGUGUGAUGCUACCUCUUCUGUCCUUCGCCUGGGGCCCCGCAUACACAUGGGCACACACGCACACACUGGACUUGGGAUGUGGCCCCUGAGCUCCUGCCUGAGCUGGGCCUUAUGCAAGCAUUUCUGUGCCUGCUGGGUGGGCGGCACACUCAAGGGGCCCGGCUCCAAACCUGCAGGAUCAGGGGCCCCAGCCAGACAGGGGUCGGCCCCUGGGUUGAUUCAGGCACACGACCACCACACAUGCCUCGUGUGCUCAUUUCACUUGCACCCCUUUCCUGGGUCACGCAGAACCCCCACCACACACAUCUCCUGCUGUACACCCAGAGGCUGCUCCUGUCUCUCAUGCCCGGUGUCGGUACACAUCUGCCUCUCAUAUGCUGCCCUUCUCCCACCCACCCAGGGACAACUGACGGCUCCUCCCUGAUCCUCCCCUGCCCCCAGCCUCGAGGUGCCCUGCCCAGCGGGGCGGUGAAUAUGCAACGGGAGUCCCGGGCUGUACAAUGGCGAGUGUGUGUGCCGUGCCCAUUCCUGGGGCUGGCCGGUGCCCCCCCGCAUGGGGCCUGUCAUGUGAAGCUUGUGUCCUGACUCUGUCUUAAGUGCAUUUGUGCACUUACACUUGGCCUUAUGUACACAGCCUUGCCCGGCCGCCGGGGCACGUAGGGAUUUUAGCGGACGUGAAUGUAAAUAAAUUAUAUAUAUAUUGCUAA
Messenger RNA from Castor canadensis (American beaver), 3928 nucleotides. It is a transcript of the gene Unc5a, whose product is annotated as unc-5 netrin receptor A. Lineage: Eukaryota; Metazoa; Chordata; Mammalia; Rodentia; Castoridae. The record is from RefSeq and is a predicted model, not a curated record. Gene Ontology annotation, molecular function: netrin receptor activity; protein binding. Gene Ontology annotation, biological process: anterior/posterior axon guidance; netrin-activated signaling pathway. Gene Ontology annotation, cellular component: membrane.